Messenger RNA from Sinocyclocheilus rhinocerous, 1900 nucleotides. RefSeq names its product protein APCDD1. Gene Ontology annotation, molecular function: Wnt-protein binding. The transcript has 6 exons. Gene Ontology annotation, cellular component: plasma membrane. The coding region runs from base 187 to 1650 and encodes 487 amino acids. The record is from RefSeq and is a predicted model, not a curated record. Lineage: Eukaryota; Metazoa; Chordata; Actinopteri; Cypriniformes; Cyprinidae. Gene Ontology annotation, biological process: negative regulation of Wnt signaling pathway.
UAAUGGUUUUCCGUGGAUUGCUGCAUGGUCUCCUGUGGGAGCAGUAACUCCUGCUCUUAUAUGAAUCUGCUGCUGAAGCACGACUGUUUCAGAUGUUUCUCCAGUGCCAAUGGAUGUCGUCGGACUACAAUCUUAAAGAUCUGGAUAAAAGAGAAACUUCAUGUGUGAUUAAUCGGAGAAAGGAAGAUGCUGAAGAAAAAUCGCUUGCAUUCUUUGGGAAUAAUGGCUGUGUGUCUGCUGCUGCUGCUGCUGCUGCUGCUGAUGCUGUUUGGUUGUGUGAGGGCCUCGUCUCCUCGUCUGGCUCUAGAGAAGAGUCUCGUCUGGCCGUCCAAAGACAUACAGUGUGUGCACCUGCUCAAACACCUGCAGAACAGGGCCCGCGUCACCGUCCAGAUGCCACCCAACAUCCAGGGGCACUGGGUCUCCACCAGCUGUGAGGUGCGUCCCGGUCCGGAGUUCCUCACUCGCUCGUACCGUUUCUUCCACAACAACACGUUUAAGGCGCUUCAGUUCUACUACGCAGACAACCACUGCUCCACGCCGAGCUACAGUGUGCAGGUGCGGGGCCGUCUGCGUCUGCGCCAGCCGUCCUGGAUCGUCCGAGGCGGCACCGAGGCCGACUAUCAGAUCCACAGCAUGCGUCUGGUGUGUCACUCAGCGUCUGCGGCCCGAGAGCUCGGCUGCGCUUCUUGGCAGCCCAACAUCAGCUAUGAGCUGUGGAGCGGCUGCGGCUGCGUCUGCGCACUGAACGUCUCCAUGCACGAGCUGCAGCUGCUGCGGCUGGAGAAGCAGUAUCUGCAUCACAGUCUGGAUCAGCUGCUGGAGGAGCUUUACCUGGGAGACAUUCACACCGAAGCGGCGCAGAGGAUGCUCUACAGACCCUCCAGCUACCAGCCCGCGCUGCAGAACACACAGAAUCAGGAUCUCAGCUGCGUGGUCUGUCGAAUCAUCUCUCGCUCUGACGAGCUUCAUCCGCCGGUUCUCCCGCCGCGGCCCGAGCUGACGGUGACCCUGAGGGGCCAGUGGGCUUCCCGCCGCUGCGAGGUCCGGCCCGAGGUCCUGUUCCUCACGCGACACUUCAUCUUCCACGACAGCAACCACACCUGGGAGGGUCACUACUAUCACUACUCUGACCCGGCCUGCAGACACCCCACCUUCAGCCUGUUCGCCCGCGGACGCUACAGCCGCGGCCUGCGCUCCACACGCGUCAUGGGCGGCACUGAGUUUGAGUUCAGAGUGAACCACAUGCGUGUGACGGCGAUGGAUCUGGCGACCACGUCUCUGCUGAAUGUGUUCAAAGGGAGCGGCUGCGGUGUUCAGGGUUCGUGGCAGGUGGGCGUGGAGCAGGACGUCACUCCGACCAAUGGCUGCGCGGCGCUGGGGCUCCGCCUCCCGCACACAGAGUAUGAGCUCUUCCGAUUGGAGCGUGACGCCGGCGGACAAUUCCUGCUGUUUAACGGCCAGCGGCCCAGCGACGGCUCCAGCCCCGACCGACCCGACAGACGGCCCACGUCCUACCAGACACCGCUGGUGCAGUGCUCCGCCGCUGGAGGUCAGAGGUCAGAGGUCAGCGCCGCGCAGAGCCUCGACAACCUGGCAACCACAGCGGCAGCGGCGGCGGUUUGGAGUUUGUGGGUUUCUGAGACGUAAAAGCGAUCAGAUGUUUCUGACCCAGAAUGCACUUGAGUUGUCCGUCAGACGGAUGAAUGCACAACAGGAACUGCACUUUACGAGAACGAAGCCCGACGCUUUCGCGCCUGAUGGGACUUUACAUCCUAAAACAUGCCUGUAAAUCAGAUUCGAAGGAAAAAUCACCCAGAAAUAAAGAUUCUGUCAUUAUUUAGUCACUUUCUGUACAAUAACAGAAACAACAGUUCAUACAGCCCAGGGCCUUCAUCUA